Xiphophorus maculatus (southern platyfish) is the source of this 1013-nucleotide messenger RNA. RefSeq names its product vesicle-associated membrane protein-associated protein B/C-like (gene vapb). The record is from RefSeq and is a predicted model, not a curated record. Gene Ontology annotation, molecular function: FFAT motif binding. Bases 190 to 918 code for a protein of 242 amino acids. Lineage: Eukaryota; Metazoa; Chordata; Actinopteri; Cyprinodontiformes; Poeciliidae. The transcript has 6 exons. Gene Ontology annotation, biological process: endoplasmic reticulum membrane organization. Gene Ontology annotation, cellular component: plasma membrane; endoplasmic reticulum membrane.
CUGACUCCCUUCCUGCUGCAUCACAGCAGCCUUUAGCAGCUCUGGUAGUACUUGUGACCGCGGGGGACGGAAUAUACACCGCUAGUUCACAGAAAACAGCAGCCUUUAGCAGGUUUAACAACAUCCUAACACGGGGCUAGGUGUCAGGAAGUGGUUGCAGUGCGAUAACCCCGCUCCAGUUGUUGGGAUAUGGCCAGGCCGGAACAGGUUCUGCUCUUGGAGCCUCAGCACGAACUGAAAUUCAGAGGUCCAUUUUCAGACGUGGUCACCACAAAUCUUAAGCUCUCCAACCCGACAGACAGGAAUGUAUGUUUUAAGGUCAAGACGACAGCGCCCCGCCGGUACUGUGUGCGGCCUAACAGCGGCAUCAUUGAUGCAGGCACCUCAAUCAAUGUCUCUGUCAUGUUGCAACCCUUUGAAUACGACCCAAAUGAAAAAAGUAAGCACAAGUUUAUGGUCCAGUCCAUGCUAGCACCUCCUGACAUGACUGACAUGGAGGGAGUGUGGAAAGAAGCAAAGCCAGAGGAGUUGAUGGACUCUAAGCUGAGAUGUGUUUUUGAGAUGCCAAUGGAGAAUGAAAAAACGCAUGAUAUGGAGUCCAACAAGAUGUCGUCGAGCUUGCUGAAGUCAGAGUCAUCUGCGCUGCCUGUGAAGUCGCUGAGCUCCACCCUGGACGACGGAGAAGUAAAAAAGAUCAUGGAGGAGUGCAAGAGGCUGCAGAUGGAGGCUCAGAGGCUACGGGAAGAAAACAAACAGAUUAGAGAAGAUGAUGGUUACCGGAUGAGGAAGAGCAACAUCAUGUCAUCCCAGCAUGCCUCAGGCUCCAUGAAGAGGGAGGAAGGUUUGAGUGCCCGCUCCGUGGCCCUCAUCCUCCUCUUCUUCAUCGUCGGCGUCAUUGUGGGGAAGUUGGUGUUGUAGAGCGCAACACUUUGGUCAGCCGCAGCAUGCUUUCAUGGUGGAUGAAAAUACACACAGGAGCUGGGAUUUUUGGAUCAGAAUGCCAUAUUUGCUGG